Messenger RNA from Adineta steineri, 945 nucleotides. The record is from the annotation of a GenBank genome assembly. NCBI's taxonomy places the organism in Eukaryota, Metazoa, Rotifera, Eurotatoria, Adinetida, Adinetidae.
AUGAACAUAACUUCGUUUGUCAAAUCAACGGUAUUUCUCCAAAAUGUAACAGCAAUAACUAUGGAAUCAUGGCUUAUUCCGAUGGAUAUCCUCAUGAUUGUCCUCACUACUUUGGUCGUUACAAUAUCUUGUGUUUUUCUAAUUAUUAUUAUUCUCAAUAAAACAUGUCACACAGUUAUAAUGAUGUUAAUUGCCAAUACAUAUUUAGCUGCACUUCUAUUUGGAUGUUGUCUGAUCGGUUCGUCUGUAUUCAUGUUUCAAAAUGAUGUUAAACAAAUUCAAGACCAAGAUCCACUGUGUAAUUUUCGAGGCUAUUUUAUUUAUGUCUCAUGUGGUCUACACAAUUAUUCAUUUCUAUUACAAGCUAUCUAUCGGUAUCUAACAGCAGUUUAUUCGAAUCGUUUAUUUUGGCAAUCACGACGAAUUCAAAUAUUAUUUAUAUGUAUAAAAUGGAUCUUUUGUUUUGUGUAUAUUUUACCUAUUCUAUUUACUAAUGGAUUUACCUAUAAUGUUGACAAUCAAAUAUGUCAAACACCUCUUGGACUUUCAUUUUCAAUAAUUUAUGCAUCAACUUGUGUUUAUGCAUUUCCCAUGUUGUUGAUUGUGUUAAUUUAUUUUACAUUGGUUCGAUAUGUUCAUGGAAUGAGUAAACAUGUGACAGCUGCAAAUACUUUAUCUCGUGCAAAGAGAGAAUUAAAAAUGGUUCGACGCAUACUUAUACUUGUAGGAAUAUUAUUAACAAUUGGUUUUCCAUAUGCACUAUUUGCUGUCAUAUCAUUUUUUACAACUCCACCAACACAUCAUUAUCAAAUAGCGUAUAUAUUUGCUGAGACAUCAUUAGUAUGUGUACUGAUUACUUCAUUUUAUUUUACAAAUCCACUUAAAACAUCUAUAAUAAAAAUAAUAAAUAGACAAACCAAUAGAGUUAUACAAGCUGUUAUAUAA